AUGUGACUCGGGCCAACAACAAACAUUAUCAUGGCGAAGAGGAAUUACUCUAUGUGGGUCAACAUAUGUGCUGAUUGUCAUGCUGGUAUAAAAGGCUUCAAAUGCCACCUACUUUCAUUACCAUCUGUUCUCCAAGACAUUAAGUCCCACGCCGACCUGAGUUGACUUUCAGGCCAUGAUGCUGGUAUAUUUGACCUUCACCUUGGCGCUGUUGUCGUCUGCUGUGGCGAUAAAUGGUCCAUGUGCCCCAAAUGAGAAUCUACUGACGUUCCUGAAGGCAAUCCACAACAUCCCGUCCUACAGCACCAUGUCUCCCGACAACAAGGUGCUCCUGACCGAGAUGGUGUCGGAGGUGCAGAUCUGUCAACUCACAGCCUACGUCAACACCAUUGGCUUCAGCAAAGUCCUAGGUUUGCUGGACAGUCUAACCCCACAGGAAGCCCAUCUGUUGAAUUCCUACCUCGUGAAGCACCUUAACAUUGAGAAGGCUGUUAGCGACAAGCUUCACCAUACAACAACUCGUCCGCCCACCCCUCACCACUGAUACACGGGGACACGAGUUCCCAGAGAGCUAAUGCUACACCUGAAAGAAGAGCAUUUGAAGAAAUAAAUGACAGAAAAAGAA
Messenger RNA from Haliotis rufescens (red abalone), 625 nucleotides. RefSeq lists its product as uncharacterized. Lineage: Eukaryota; Metazoa; Mollusca; Gastropoda; Lepetellida; Haliotidae. The transcript has 4 exons. The record is from RefSeq and is a predicted model, not a curated record. The coding region runs from base 176 to 544 and encodes 122 amino acids.